Messenger RNA from Staurois parvus, 471 nucleotides. Lineage: Eukaryota; Metazoa; Chordata; Amphibia; Anura; Ranidae. The record is from the annotation of a GenBank genome assembly.
AUCCGAAUGUUCCUAGAUCUUCUGUAUGAGCCAGUGAAGCAUCUAAAGGAUGGUGAUUGCUAUACUUCAGUGCGACAGGCUGUGGAACAAGUAGACCUCUCAAAAGUCCUGCCCCUGGGGCGCCAGCAUGCCUUGCUCAACAGUUUGGAAGUUGUUUUGAAAAACCUUGGUAAUCUUAUCAGCCCCUACUUACCUGAGGUGCUCCAGAUUUUACUCUGCAUGACUGCUGCUGUGUCACAGAUUCUAGAACAGAAAGAAAAGAUUCAGUUAAAAUGUAUAAAUCCAUUAAAGCAUCUGAGGCGCCUGGGAAUGAAACGUAUAGUGGACUUUUUCACUGACUUUGAGACAUACCCCUAUUCUGCUGAAGAAAUUGAUGCUUUAUUUGUUGCUGUCAUCUGGCCACAGAUCGUCAGAUUGGCUUUUGAAAGUCAACAUUCUCCUUCACUUGUGUUAAAGCUUAUCCAUACUUGG